AUGCGGCCGCGGCGUCACAAGUGUGAACCAACAGCUCUGAGUGAGCGAGCCAAGUUUGUGAGUAUGUGGGUGGAAGAUGCACAAGCAAGAGCAUUAACAGAGGGCGCUAUGCUUGACGCUGUGUUGUCAACAGAGAUGCGUCCUCCUUGCUCUGUUUUUAUCAUCACAGAUGACAGCACAUCUACCUCUCCUACCAACACUCUGCGGCAGGUGUCAUGGUGCGUGACGGUGGUCGUGGUGAGUGACGAUACUCUUUUCCUGACUGCCUUCGCUGAGUGGUCCCUCAAGGGUCGUCUUCAGGUGUGGUCAACUAGGUUCCUCGUCGUCACUCGUUUGAACCUAAAUCAACUGCAGUUCCUCCACACGACUUUCUCCAUGACAAACUCCAUGUUCCUUAUUAUAGAAGAAUCUUCAGGGAACAUCAAGUGCAAUAUAUACAUACAUUUACCGUACAGUGGCAGAAAUUCCCAGGCUCUUCAGGUAGCCACCUGGACGACCCACCGAGGCCUUGUUCUUACCUCUCAUCUCCUGCUCUUCCCUGACAAGUUCUCCAGAUUCCUUCACCGACCAACUCUUCAGGUGGCCACAGAAGUCAACCCACUGAACGUACUGACUGACGAGGAGGAAGCUUCUGUUCCCUCAGGAAAAAUACUCAAGUUUAAAGGACCAGCGGCUGAGGUUGUGUCAUAUCUCUCAGAGGGAGUUAACUUCUCGUACUUGUACGUGAGGCCGCCAGAUAGUUCUUGGGGAAUUAAACGCGAAGAUGGAACCUGGUCAGGGAUGGUAGGCAUGGUCGUCAGUCAGGAAGUAGAUUUUGCAGUUGGUCCAUUCGGUAUUAGUGAACUUCGAGCUGAGGUGGUUGACUUCACCGAGGCAAUAUUUAUAGACUAUUGGAGGAUUCUGGGUGCUCGAGGACGUCCUGAGGUAGACCCUUGGGGCUUCCUCUUCCCACUAACGCCAGUGGUGUGGGCGGCCAUCCUAGUGGCGCUGCUGGUGCUUCCUGCUGGAGUGUUAUUUAUGGCCUCCCACUUCCCACUUAAGACCGACAAUCAAAAUAAUAUGCUCCCAGAUACAUCUUCCUACUUGCGUGUUUUGUUGCAACAAGAUAUGUUGCAACCAUCGCCAGGGACGUGGUGGGAGCGAGUUGUGUUGGUAGUGUGGGCGAUGGUGACGUUUGUCUUAACACGGAGCUACUCUGGUAACCUGAUGGCUCUUCUGGCAGUAAGAAAUAUACCUGAGCCCUACCAGUCGUUAAGAGCAGUGCUGGAUAACCCGUCGGUUAUCAUGAUCUGGGAGAAAGACUCUACCAACAUGCAGUACUUUAAAUCUGUCGAGUCUGGAAUAUACCGUGAGAUUGCUGAUCAGGAGCAGAAAGGUCGCCUCAUAUACAGGACUCUGCCAGAGUUCCCGGAGAGCACCGACACACUGGUGAGGCGCGGUGACCACGUUCUCAUGGAAGUUGAUUUCGGCUUAAAGACGCUCAUUUCUCGAGACUUUACUAAAUCUGGGCAGUGUUUCUUUUACGAGUCUAGAGAAGAAUUUAUGCCACUCGUGUUCGCUAUGGUCGGCCAGAAGGAUAGUCCAGUAGUUCCAGCUCUGAGCAAGAGGAUAAGGGCGAUGACUGAGGCAGGACUCUUCCUCCAAUGGAUGAAAAACGCCGAACCAAACUACACCGUGUGUUAUCAUGCACCUGCAAAAAUCACAGUUGAAACGCCCCUUUCUCUUAACAAUAUCUGGGGAAUGUUUGCUGUCUUCAUUUCCGGUCACGCUCUUAGUUUGCUUGUGUUCUUCCUAGAGUUCCUCAUCACCAAAAUUAAUGCAAAUCUGAUAAAUAUACCCUUAACUACUGACGACAUAAAUUAA
Cherax quadricarinatus is the source of this 1863-nucleotide messenger RNA. The record is from RefSeq and is a predicted model, not a curated record. NCBI's taxonomy places the organism in Eukaryota, Metazoa, Arthropoda, Malacostraca, Decapoda, Parastacidae.